AUGUAUGUCCCCAAUUCAAAAUGGACGUGGUCGUUUGUCGCCGUGACAACUAUCCAAGCGGCAAUCAUCCUUGCUUUUGAAUCAUAUGUAUUUGCUCGAUUCCAAACACAGCUCAGGGGCAACGCAGACACGCAGACCCAGUCGAAAACCAUUCCCACCUUCUUAACGCUCUAUAUUUUCGGAUUCAUAUAUGAAUUGGUUUUGGUGUAUGAUGCGUUACGCCUCAAAAACACUAUUCAAGUGAUUGGACUCUGCGUCUGUAAUGUCGGCUUACUUAUCUAUGGUGCUGUCCAAACGGACCAGAUCAAGGAUGCCGUCACCAGUCUAAGUAUGCAGGGCAAUAUCAACGGCGAGGUUUGGGGGGAGAUGAAGCCAUUUUUAAUAGCAAUCCCGUGUAUCAUUGGUUUCGGGACCGUUAUCAUGGCUUUCCUUGCCUGGAAGCUGUACGAUGAAUUUGCAUGGACUAUCUACAAGCAUAUCAGCGCCGAUUUACGAAUGAAACGUCGAUACCUUACGUAUCAGAUCUAUAUCGCUUUGUUGAAAUUCGACUUCUUCUUCUUCUUGGGUUUCACCGUUCAAUUCGUUGUUAUUGUUACCGAGAAGGCCACUAUUGAAUUCGCUUUGACAUUGGCUGCAAUUCCCGUUACAAUCCUCAUCCUCGUCAUGGCUGCAUUCUGGACACGCCGCGAGAAUACCCCUGGAAUGAUUAUCAUCAUUCUGCUGUACUUCGGAGGUCUUGCAUACUUCCUCUUCAAGCUAGUGCGAAUGUACUCUGCAGCUCGCGAAAAGGCGUACUUGCCUGCCCGGCGGUCACUAACAUUUUUCGCCGUCAUCACGAUUAUUUUGAUCAUUAUGACCAUCAUCAAUGCAUGUGUCUGCACUCACAACUUCAACAAGGGCCUGAAGCCUCAUAUCUCGGGUAAAAGACCAAGCCGCGACGAGGAAAAAAGCCAUGGCACCGAGAUGCAUGGCCCAAUGUCAAGUGGGCCUGUCCCAACCCGUAUGACGAUCGAUUAA
Uncinocarpus reesii 1704 is the source of this 1017-nucleotide messenger RNA. RefSeq lists its product as uncharacterized. Gene Ontology annotation, cellular component: Golgi apparatus. Lineage: Eukaryota; Fungi; Ascomycota; Eurotiomycetes; Onygenales; Onygenaceae. The transcript is spliced from 4 exons. The record is from RefSeq and is a predicted model, not a curated record. The coding region runs from base 1 to 1017 and encodes 338 amino acids.